Messenger RNA from Etheostoma cragini (Arkansas darter), 1039 nucleotides. Its product is annotated as butyrophilin-like protein 10. The transcript has 5 exons. The record is from RefSeq and is a predicted model, not a curated record. Bases 43 to 996 code for a protein of 317 amino acids. NCBI's taxonomy places the organism in Eukaryota, Metazoa, Chordata, Actinopteri, Perciformes, Percidae.
UCACAGCUUAUUAAUAAUUUACAGACUUUACAGUCUGACAAAAUGGCCGCCACCGUGCAGCAGAGCUUCAGAACGAUUCCCCAGACAGAAGGACUGUCCCUUCAGGCUCCGUUCAGACCCCUCAGUGUACUGGUUUUCUGUCUUUUCCUGACUCCGUCCUGUAGAGGUCAGUCUGUGUUACUUGGUCCCCCUCAGGCAGUAGUGGCCCUAGUUGGCGAUAAUGUCAUUUUACCAUGUCACCUGGAACCUGCAGAGGACGUCACUGCCGAGACGUUGGAGUGGACGAGAUCUGACCUUGAUCCCGGAUUAGUCUAUGUGUGGCGUAAUGGUCAGGACCUUGUAAAGGCAAGAAAUCCAUUUUACAAAGGAAGAACAUCUUUGUUUAUUGAUGAACUGAAGCGAGGAAACAUUUCACUGAAACUCUCCAAUGUUCAACCCUCGGACCAGGGAACAUAUGCAUGUGGCAUGCCACUACUGCAUAAACAGUCUUCUAUUCAGCUUGUUGUUGGUGCUGUCUCCUCACCGGUCAUCAGGUUAGCGGGGACUGACCGAGAGAAAGGAGGAGUGGUGCUACAGUGUGAGUCUGGAGGCUGGUACCCAGAGCCUGAGGUGUCGUGGCUGGACGGUGAGGGAAACCUCCUCUCUGCUGGACCUACAGAGACCGUCAGAGGUCCUGAUGAUCUCUACACUGUCAGCAGCAGAGUGACUGUGGAGAAGAGACCCAGCAACAGAUUCACCUGUAGAGUCCAGCAGAAGGACACCAACCAGACCAGAGAGACACACAUUUAUGUUACAGAUGAUUUCUUUGAGGUCCAGUGCAGUUCUUCUGUUCCCAUCAUCACUAGUUUGGCCGUUAGUUUGGCUGUUUGCAUCCUGUUACUUCUCUUUUCUUUGUGGAAAUGGAGACAAAACAAAAUCAGUAAGUCACAAAUUAACUGCAGUGUUUUGUACAUGUCAAUGAUUCUGAUGUUCAGGGGAAAAAGUGAUCUUGUUUAGUGUUAUUGGACUGAAAUGUCAGUGUUUUAAAUGUAAUGUAGUU